AGGGGCGGGCUCCUCUAGGAAGGGCGGCUCCUCAGGCUUGGCCUGGGCUGUCUCCUCCGGCCACCUGUGCCUGAGUCUGGGAAGAAGCCCCCAGCAGGUCCCGGCCUGUGACAUGUCGCUGUCGGGAGGGGGUGAGGGGGUGUGGUGAGGCUGGACUGCCCGCCAUGGGGCCACUGGCCCCGGGCCCCCAUCACGGGUGCCCCUGGCUGCCCCUGGCCCACUUCCUGCAGGUGGCCGUGGGCCCGGCCAUGCUCACCUGGGCGCUUUGUCUGCAGUUGGCUGUGGCCCUCACCAGCGCUGACACCCACCCAGGCUUUGCUGUCCUGGCCUCUGCCUCCCACUACUGGCCACUGGAGAGAGUGGGCGGGAUCCACGAGUUUCAGGACACAGCUGGAGUGCCGGGGGUGCCCGGCCUCACAGUGCUCCCCUCCCAUCACGCCGCCUCUGUGUACACCCAUGACUCUGCGUACUCAGACCGCUCGGCCGCUGUAGAUCUCGUGGAAGGGAAGGUGAGCAAAGGUGUUUACCUCAAGGAGGAAGAGAGACUCACGCUCCUGCACUUCAGGGGGGCCAAGGCCUCAUGUGUCAGCAGCCCUGCCCAGUGCGGCUCCAGGGGCGUCUCCUUCUCGUUCUUCUGGAAGGCGCAGGCCCAGCCACGGCGGUUGCCCACCAAUGGGGCGCAGGUGGUGUCCUCCGGCUUCAGGGUCAGCUCCAGUGGGGGCGAGGGCACCGUGGAGCUCCACACGCGUGAGGACGCCAUGACCUGGGAGGCCAGCGUCAGCCCCCCAGGCCCCUACUGGACGCAUAUCCUGUUCACGUGGCAGCCGCAGGAGGGCCUGAAGGUGUACGUCAAUGGCAGCCUGAGCACGGCAGACCCGCGAGGCAGAGUGGCCCCCGCCUACGGGGAGCCCCACGUCAGCCUGGUUCUGGGGUCCCUGUCCGACCAGGCCCGGCACCCCCAGGGAGGGGCCUUCGAUGAGGUCGUGGUCUGGGAGCGAGCCCUCAGCCCCGAGGAGGUUGCUGCUUACUUCACAGCAGCUGUAGGAAGGCAUGCGCUCUUCACCCCCACAGGCCCCUCCAUCACCCCCAAUGGCACCCCGAUGCCCACCAGCACCUCCCGCCCGCUCAGCACCCGCCUGACAGAAAAGGGGGACAGGCAGCUCCUCCAGGGUCCUCCUGGCCUACCCCUGCAAGACCUGUCCCUCAGCCUGCCUAGCACAGCCCUGAAGGGGGAUGCCGCACAGAACCUCACCCAGACCUUCCUGGACACCGUGGGUCAGGUGCUGCAGCUACCCAGCUGGACUUCGGGACCUCAGGACAGCUCGGUGGUGCUGGGCCUGGUGGACACAGUGGAGGCUGUGGUGGGCCGUAUUGCUGCCAGCCUUCGGGCCAGUGAGGCCGUCAGCAUCUCUGGCUCCUCCUCUGUGGCAGACUUCUCCCUGGCCAGACUUGGGCCAGCAGCCAUGAACACCUCCCACUUCCGCUUCCCGGCCCAAGGGCAGAGCUACAUUGAGAUCCCCCAGCAGGCCUUCCGCAGCCAAGGCUGGACCACCAUUGUAGGCCUCUUCUACCACAGCUUGCACCCCCACCUGGGCAACAUCCCCCCCGCCAGCACCAGGGUCUCCGGGGCUGCCCGCCACCCUGGCUGCCUGCUGUCUGCGGUCAGUGCGCUCAUCGCCUUGGAGGUGUCCCCGCCCCCCGUGCUGUCCCAGGACCUGGCAGCUGCCCCGCUGGUCAGCAUCCACCUGCAGCUCCGGCUGACCGGCCAGCAACACAGCGAGGCCACCGGCCAGGGCACCCGCGUGGCCAUGUACUGCGCUUUCCUGGACUUCAGCUCCGGGCAUGGCGUCUGGUCAGAUGAGGGCUGUGUGCUGACAGCCAGCAAUCUCACCUUCACCACCUGCCACUGCAGCCACCUCACCAACUUCGCCAUCCUCAUGCAGGUGGUCCCGCUGGAGCUCCCACGUGGACACCAGGUGGCGCUGUCGUCCCUCAGCUACGUGGGCUGCUCGGUGUCGGUGGUCUGCCUGGUCGCCACGCUGCUCACCUUUGCGCUGCUGUCGUCGGUCAGCACGCUGCAGGCCCAGCGCCACCGCAUCCACGCCCACCUGUCGCUGGCUGUGCUGGUGGCCCAGGUCCUGCUGCUGGUCAGCUUCUGCCUCCAGCCGGGCUCGCUGCCCUGCCGAGCGCUGGCCGUGCUGCUGCAUUACUUCUUCCUGAGCGCCUUCGCCUGGAUGCUGGUGGAAGGGCUGCACCUGUACCGCCUGGUCCUCAAGGCCUUUGGGUCGGAGGACGGCAAGCACCUCUGCUACUGCGGGCUGGGCUGGGGGGUUCCUCUUCUCAUCUGCGUCAUCUCGGUGUCCUCCACUGUGGACAGUUACGGGACCAGUAACAAUUGCUGGCUGUCUCUGGAUACCGGCGCCAUCUGGGCCUUCGUGGCCCCUGCCCUGCUGGUCAUCGUGAUCAAUGCUGGCAUCCUCGUGGCUGUGAGCCGGGUCAUCUCCCAGGUCAGCGCCGACAGCUAUAAGGCCCACGGGGACCCUGGCGCCCUCAGGCUGACCGUGAGGGCCGUGGCCGUGCUGCUGCCCAUCCUGGGCACCUCCUGGGUCUUCGGCGUGCUAGCCGUCAAUAGCCAGGCCUUGGCCUUCCAGUAUGUGUUUGCCGCCCUCAACUCCCUCCAGGGGCUGUUCAUCUUUCUCUUUCACUGUGUGCUCAACUCAGAGGUGAGAGCCGCCUUCCAGCACAAAGCCAAGGUCUGGUCCCUGAGCAGCAGCUCCACGCGCAACGCCUCCGGGAAGCGCUCCGCCUCUGACAUCGUGAAUGGGCAGCGCCCAGUCUCGGCCACCAAGCCAGGCCCCUGGGACCAGAGCAGCCACUCUGCCCACCCCGUGGACCUGUCUGCCGUGUGAGCUGGGGGCAGCCCCCACAGAGCACCCACCUGCACCCACCACUCUGACUCAGCCGCCCAGGUGACAGGCCGGAGCUCCCGGUGCUCUGAGGGUGCAGAAUGACCUUGAGGUAUCCCUGCCUCGGCGGCCCCCCGUGUCAAGAGCUGGACCCUCACGUCCCCUCUGCUGGCCGAAGGGACACACCCCUCUGCUGGCCGAGCCCACGGGGGCAUCUCCCCAGUGUCUCCUCGCCAGCAGCCAUGGAUGGCACUCAGCCUCUGAGGCCAUUGCAGGGGCCGGCUCCAAGGGGCCUCUGGCAGGAGCGGCCCUGGGCUAGACUUGACUGCCCCUGGAAAACUGCUCCCCGCUUGCUGUGGGGGGAGGCUGGAGAUGCCCGGGAGGCCGUGUCUGCUGUGGGAUGAGCCCAGCCAGACUGGGGGAUACUGGAGGUCUUGCCUGAAACCCUGAGCCUGCACCCCGUGCCCACACAGCUCAGCCCUGCUCACAUCCUCUCCUGCCUCAGGCCUCGGGCCUGGCCCCCCGGCCCCCUGGCACCCUGGUUCCUGGCCCCCAGCCCCCCAGCCCCCCAGCCCCGCCUCUGGCCGUCUGCCCUGUGCAGAGCUGAGCCAGCACCCCCAGGGACGUGUGCACCCCAUGAUGUGUCUUCGUAAUGAAGCCUGGAUAUCCCAGAAGAGAGGAUCCUCCGUAAGGUGCUGCCAGCCCCAGGGCAGGGCCUCUGGGGCCCUGGGGGAUAUGCUGCAGGAGCCUCCACUCGGGGGACAUCCAUGGGUGCACACUGGGGGCCCAGCCAUGCCCUCCCCUGCAGCUCGGCCGCCCAGCCCGCAUCCCAGUCCGGCCCGCGUCUGUCGUGUGCGGCUCCCUCUGUGGCCCCUCCUGGGGUCCUUGCUCUCAUCUCCCUGGACUGCGUGUCUGUGUCCCCCCAUCGCUGAUGCUGAUGUGGGUGACCUGCUGGCAGCUGUUCCUCUGAUGUUACUGUCGGGUAAAAUGUCCAAGCUGA
Erinaceus europaeus (western European hedgehog) is the source of this 3906-nucleotide messenger RNA. RefSeq names its product adhesion G protein-coupled receptor D1 (gene ADGRD1). Gene Ontology annotation, biological process: cell surface receptor signaling pathway; adenylate cyclase-activating G protein-coupled receptor signaling pathway. Gene Ontology annotation, molecular function: G protein-coupled receptor activity. Lineage: Eukaryota; Metazoa; Chordata; Mammalia; Eulipotyphla; Erinaceidae. The record is from RefSeq and is a predicted model, not a curated record. Gene Ontology annotation, cellular component: membrane.